Molecule: messenger RNA, 1098 nt
Organism: Mytilus trossulus (common blue mussel)
Lineage: Eukaryota; Metazoa; Mollusca; Bivalvia; Mytilida; Mytilidae
Exons: 1
Coding region: 1-1098 (365 amino acids)
Molecular function (GO): zinc ion binding
Source: RefSeq, a predicted model, not a curated record
AUGGCGACACCAGUGACAUCUGCAAGUAUAAGAAAGGCACAGAUACCAAUUUCUUGUCAUUUUUGUAACGGAAACAAAAUCAAAUGGAAAUGCGAGGAGUGCGAUAUAAUGAUGUGUAAUUCUUGUAAGGAUAACAUCCAUGAAAGAAUUAAAUCAACAAAGGAUCAUGAAGUGUUAUCCUUUGACAAUGUUGGUGAGGAUACAUCUGCUUCCACGGGGGUUUCAUCUGAAGUCAUUUCAUCAAUUUUCAAUUCUUAUACAACUACUGUACCAGUACAUAACUUGUUAUGCACAGAUGAUGACAUUGUGUACAUUCUUGCAAACAUUCCAACACAAGAAAAACUUAUUAAGGUGAAAAUGCUGAAAGCUUCAAUUCGAACAUUGAUGUCCCUUGAUGAACCUAUAUUUGACAUUGCCUUAAACAAAAAAGGGAAUGUUGUUUUUACUAACGUGUCUCGUGUACCUGAUAGUCCCAUACGCAUGUUAUUACCGUCUGGAGAAAUUAAAACUGUUUUAGAUCCUAAACCGAUGCGGUUACUUGCUUUACACUUAAACGAGGACAACGAACUGAUAUGUGGUUUACGUGAAGAAGGUUGUCCAUUCCCAAUACAUGAUUUCUCCGUGCGGCAAGUUGUUGUUUUUGGAAGCGAUUACAGGAAAAAAAAUACUUUCGAAUUCGACGUAAAGAGAAAAAGAUUAUUUGCGUACCCAUCACGUAUCCGAACAAAUUCCCAAAAUAUCAUUUAUAUCCUUGAUUGGACUGACAGUAACCACAAUGGGAAAAUAGUAGCAAUUGAUAGAAGUGGUUUCCUGAAAUUUACUUAUUAUGGUCCAAACAGUUUUGAAUUUUUCCGUCCAACAUCAAUGGUUGUCACUCCAAGUGAUAACAUCGUGUUGUGUGACAAAGAAAACGACGCUUUACUUGCCUUAAAUUCGAGAGGAACUCUAGUUGCAAUUCAGAUUGUUCAUGAGAUGAAUAUAAGAGAUCCAUGUGCACUGUGUAUAGAUAGUGAAGGAUUUUUACUUAUCGGCUGUGUCGAAAGCGGGAAUGAGAGCGGGAAAAUUCACGCUGUUAAGAUGACAGAGAAACUAUUUUGA